ACAUGGUGGCGCUGCAGGAUAAUGUUACAGAAAAAAAAUACAUUAAAUGCUGCAGACACACAGCCCAAGUGAGCACAGAAAACUAGGAAGAAACAACAAGCCAUGAAGGUGCUGCCUAGAAAUCGUAUAUCCUUCGGAUUCUGAGGAUUCUGUGGACAAAUCAAGGGGCACGUUUUUCAGAACUGUGUGGUGGAGCAGAAGUGAUUCUGCCAGAAGCCUGCUGGGAAGGAGCUAUGGAGAAUAGAGGGGGAAGCUAUCUGCAGACCAGGCAAGUCCUGCUUCUCUUUGUUUGGCUGGGAAUGUCUCAAGCUCACGCUGAGCCUGGGAGACUUUCAGUGGUGGAGGAAACGCUGAGUGGGGCCUUGGUGGGGAAUUUGAUAAAGGACCUGGGACUGGAGGUGGCUGAGCUGUCUUCUCGAGGGGCUCAGGUGGCCUCUAACGAUAACAAAUUGCCUUUGCUUUUGAAUGUAAAUACAGGAGAUUUGCUCCUAAGUGAACCGCUAGACCGGGAGGAGCUGUGUGGCUCCAUCCAGCCCUGUGUGCUGCAUUUCCAGGUGUUAAUGAAAAAACCCAUACAGAUUUUGCAAGCCGAGCUUCAGGUCAUAGAUAUAAAUGACAACUCCCCCACAUUCUUGGAAAAGGAAAUGAUUCUCGACAUCCCAGAGAAUAGCCCUGUUGGUGCUGUGUUCUUACUAGAAAGUGCGACAGAUUUAGAUGUAGGAAUCAAUGCUGUAAAAAGCUAUGCCAUAAGCCAGAGCCCUCAUUUCCAUGUUACAAUGAGAGUUAAUCCAGAUGGCAGGAAAUUCCCAGAGUUGGUUUUGGACAAGGCGCUGGAUUAUGAGGAGCAGCCCGAGCUCAGUCUCAUCCUCACCGCCUCGGAUGGUGGCGCUCCACCCAGGUCUGGGACUGCCUUGGUUCGAGUGAGAGUCAUAGACAUUAAUGACAACUCCCCCGCGUUUGAGCACACGCUCUAUGAAGUGACGAUUCCAGAGAACAGUGUGCUUGGCUCACUGAUUAUCACAGUGUCCGCCUGGGAUUUAGACUCGGGAAGUAAUGGUGAAGUAUCCUAUGCUUUUUCCCAUGCAUCAGAGGAUAUUCGAAAAACAUUCACAAUUAACAAAAACUCUGGAGAAAUAAGUUUAAUAGGCUAUUUGGACUAUGAAACAACUGCAUCCUACUCAAUAAUCAUUAAAGCUACUGAUCGGGGAGGACAUUUUGGGAAAUCUACAGUAAGAAUUCAGGUGAUAGAUGUGAAUGACAAUUUUCCUGAAAUUGCUGUGUCAUCAUUUAUCAGUCCAAUCCCAGAAAACACUGCAGACACUUUAGUUAUGAUUUUUAGUAUCCGAGACAAGGACUCCGGAGACAACAGCAGGAUGGUCUGUUCUAUUCCAGAGGAUCUCCCGUUUGUGCUAAAAUCUUCUAUUGAAAAUUACUACCACUUAGAAACUGAGGGCCCCCUGGACAGAGAGAGCAGAGCCGAGUACAACAUCACCAUCUCCGUCUCCGACAUGGGCUCACCCAGGCUCACAACCCAGCACGCCAUAGCAGUGCAGGUGUCCGACGUCAACGACAACGCCCCCGCCUUCAGCCAAUCCUCCUACACCCUGUCUGUCCGCGAGAACAACAGCCCCGCCCUGCUCAUAGGCACCAUCAGAGCCACAGACUCAGACUCUGGCUCCAACGCCCACAUCACCUACUCGCUGCUGCCGCCCCAUGACCCGCAGCUGGCUUUGACCUCACUCAUCUCCAUCAACGCUGACAAUGGGCAGCUGUUUGCACUCAGGGCCCUGGACUAUGAGGCCCUGCAGGCCUUCGAGUUCCUUGUGGGAGCCACAGACCAAGGCUCCCCCGCACUCAGCAGCCAGGUGCUGGUGCGCGUGCUGGUGCUGGAUGACAAUGACAAUGCGCCCUUCGUGCUCUACCCUCUGCAGAAC
Messenger RNA from Psammomys obesus (fat sand rat), 1934 nucleotides. RefSeq names its product protocadherin beta-11-like. NCBI's taxonomy places the organism in Eukaryota, Metazoa, Chordata, Mammalia, Rodentia, Muridae. Gene Ontology annotation, molecular function: calcium ion binding. The record is from RefSeq and is a predicted model, not a curated record. The annotation marks the transcript as partial. Gene Ontology annotation, cellular component: plasma membrane. Gene Ontology annotation, biological process: homophilic cell-cell adhesion. The transcript has a single exon.